Lycium barbarum (goji berry) is the source of this 1826-nucleotide messenger RNA. RefSeq names its product UDP-glycosyltransferase 73C3-like. The record is from RefSeq and is a predicted model, not a curated record. Bases 59 to 1525 code for a protein of 488 amino acids. Lineage: Eukaryota; Viridiplantae; Streptophyta; Magnoliopsida; Solanales; Solanaceae. Gene Ontology annotation, molecular function: UDP-glycosyltransferase activity. The transcript has a single exon.
UUUCUUCAUUUGCAACUAAAUCAUUCAACACUAUAGCUUUUACUUCAUAGUACUAAAGAUGGUUUCAGAGCCUGAGUUAAACUUUGUUUUGAUACCUUUACUUGCUGCAAGUCACAUCAUACCCAUGGUGGACAUGGCCAAAUUGUUAGCACAGCGAGGGGUGACAGUCACUUUAGUCAUGACGCCCCUCAAUGCUAUCCGAUUCACUGCAGUAAUUGAUCGUGCCAUUGGUUCUGGACUACUCAUUCGGGUAUUAGAGCUCCAGUUUCCAGCCAAGGAAGCAGGAUUGCCAGAGGGAUGUGAAAGCGCGGAUGUACUGCCCUGUCUGAAAUGUCGACGACAGUUCUUUGCUGCAGUCAAUAUGCUACAAGAACAAGCUGAAAAAUUGCUUGAAGAGAUGAAGCCUAAGCCAAGUUGCAUUAUUUCCGAUACACAUGUUGCUUGGACAGCUGAGACAGCUCAUAAGUUCCAGAUUCCAAGAAUCAUAUUUGAUGGAAUGAGUUGUUUCAACCAAUUGUGUAUGCAUAACUUGUACAUCAUGAAGGAUCAAAACCAAAUCCCGGAAUCAGGGCCUUUUGUCAUACCUGAUUUGCCCGAUAGAAUUGAAGUAACAAAAGUCCAGCUGCCUGGAGCAUUCAAUCCAGCAACCAUUUGCAUGCAAGAUAUUCGAGACAAAAUACGAGCAGGUGAAACAAGAGCCUAUGGGGUUGUAAUCAAUACUUUUGAGGAGUUGGAACAAAGGUAUGUUGAUAAAUUCCGAAAACUUAAAGAUGGUAGAGUUUGGUGUAUUGGACCUUUGUCUCUCUGUAACAAUGACAGUCUAGAUAAAUCUCAGAGAGGGAAUAAGGCCACAUUUGACAAAGAGGACAGCUUGAAAAAAUGGCUAGAUUCUUGGCAACCUGAGUCUGUUGUGUAUGCAUGUCUUGGAAGCCUUAGUCAUACCACAGUUGUCCAAUUUGUGGAGUUAGCUUUAGGCCUGGAAGCGUCAGGUUAUCCAUUCAUUUUAGUCAUAAAAUCAGGGGAAAGACAAGCACCAAUAGAGAACUGGAUAUUGCAAAAUGGAUUUGAAGAAAGAACAAAAGAAAGAGGGUUUCUGAUCCGUGGCUGGGCACCACAAGUAUUAAUUCUAUCACACCCUGCAAUUGGUGGGUUCUUGACUCAUUGUGGUUGGAAUUCAACCCUUGAGGGGAUUAGUGCUGGUGUGCCUAUGAUCACCUGGCCUUUAUUUGCGGAGCAGUUCUUAAAUGAGAGAUUCCUAGUGCAUGUCUUGAAGAUAGGCGUGAGUGUUGGACCUCGUGAAGUUGUACAUUUGGGUGAAGAAGAGAAGUAUGAGGUCCAAGUGAGUAAGGAAGAAAUAACAAAAGCCAUAAGAACAACGAUGGACAAGGAGAAAGAAGGAAAAGAGAGGAGACAAAGUGCCAAAGAACAUGGAGAAAUGGCAAACAAGGCGGUAGAGAAAGAUGGAUCUUCUCACCUCAGUUUGAAACUUCUAAUCAAAGAAGUACAAGAUUUCCAACUUAACUAAUCAGCUUAUGUGACGAAAGAGAGGAAGAGAAAUCAAGAUCGUGUUUUUAUUCCCAAUAAAGAAUUAGGGAUUUUAUUUCAGUUGUUGGGCAUUUGGGCCAAUUAGUUCGGGUCACCGAUUAGUGGAUAUUGGGCUUGUCAGCUUAGCCCAUUUAUUUUCUAAGUCUUUUGAUUACCUAAGCCCAGGACACGUGUUGUCUGUUGAUUCGACAGUUCCUAGGAAUAGAAUAUUAGGUUUUAUACUGCAUGUAACGUCAGGGGAGGCUAUGCUUGAUGAAUGAUCAAUUUCCUUUUCUUGCUUU